CACUAUUUUGAAUGUUCAGUGUAUAGUAAUUGUGGAUUAUUGUAUUUCGAUAGAUUUCCUUAAAGUUCGUCAUCGAUUCUCUAACAUCGUGCUGUUAUUAUAGUAAAUUGUUACUAAAAGUCUACCACUUUCAUUAAUCGCUUAUUGCAUUUGUGGAUCUUUAAUUUAGCUAUACGCGUUCAUACUACUUUAAAAGGGUGAAAUCAUGACGGAUUCCAUAAAGUUUGGGCCAGAAUGGUUAAGAAAUAUGUCUCAGGGCAUAUCUAAGCCUCAGCUUGCGGAACAUCGCUAUGGUAGAGAAGAGAUGUUGGCUUUGUUUGAUAUUUCAUCAUGUAAUGUUCCACCAGAAUCGCUUAAGGAAUUGUCUAUGGUUUAUAGUGAAAAACCUCAAACACCAUUAUCUUUACAGCAAAUGUCUGAAGAAGAAACUAGACUUUGGAAUCGAGGCAUAAACAGUGAUACUAUCGUCAGAGCAUCUGUGCGAACACCUGGUGGUAGAGGUACUGCUAUUGAAGUACGGGGGGGCAGUACGAGUGCUAGAGGGAGAGGAGGGCGUGGUGGUUAUUAUUAUAAUACUACACGGCCUGGCUAUGAAGAAGGUCCAGAAGGUGGAGGUUCACCAAUGAAUCGAGGUCCACAUCGACCAUUUGAGCGCCUGAACUCUAAUGAAAGAAGCAUGAAUCGUAACGGUGAGUACACCAAUGAUUGGAGAGGAAGGGACGAAUCUAAUAAUUGGUGGAGAAAAAAUAGAGGUGGAAUACAUCAAGGUCAGUCUGAAGAACCUAAUGGACGUUGGGGACGUACUCGCACAGAUUCCUAUAACAAUGACAAGUGGCCCGCUGGGCGGCCAACAUCAAAAUAUGAUGAAGACGAAGGAUGGGAUCGUGGAGAAACAAGAUGGUCAAAUAAUACUAACACUAAUGAAAGACGGAAACUUGAUUGGGGAGAAACUUUGCCCGAAUGGGCUGUUGACAAUCCUGGUGAAAAAGGAGGAAGUUUUGAUUCAUCUGGUGCUUUUCAUGACAACCAUUUUGAAGAAGAUCAUCAUUAUGAUGUAGAAGAACAAUCUCGUAAUGAUCAUGAAUAUGAAGAAAACAAUGAUGUUAAUGUUAACAAUAAAGAAAGCUCUACAAUUUCUCCCAUUAAACAGUUAAAUGGCCAAGAAAAAGAAGAAAUAGCAUCAACUUCAAUGUCUACUUCACCAUCACAAACCGAAGAAGUACCAUCCUCGCCAGAGCGUUUUAAAACUAUAAGACAACAGCACCAAAACAAUAUAAAUUCUCAUACUGUAAAAGAAUCUUUAAUACAAAAUGAGCACAACAGAUUAAAUCAUCCUGAAUCUGUACAAAUUCAUCAUGUUCAACAGGAUAAUCCUGUAAUUCAUAGUAAGAGUAGUCCAGCAGUACCAUUGAUGUCUGAUUGUCAGCCAAAUAAAAUGGAUAACAUAAAUAAUGUUAGAGAUAUGUCUAUCAUUAAUAGUCAUUUGGAUAAUUCAAAUAUCAAUCCCAUUCAUCGAUCCACAAGUUUAAAUACUAAUGCUAACCAUCGAAUAGAUACUAUGGAUGCUGAAGCAGAAUCUAUGGUAUCUAGAUUAACCAGUGACAACUUCAAAAUUGGAACCUCAACACAUCAAACGAGUAACAAAUGGUUCUAUAGAGAUCCCCAAGGAGAUGUUCAGGGUCCGUUUUUGACAUCUGAAAUGACUGAAUGGUACAGCUUAGGAUACUUCCACGAUAAUAUGUUAAUGGUAAAGAGGUCAUGUGAUGAACAUUUUUACUCUUUGGGCGAUCUUGUAAGACUUAAAGGAAAUCUACCAUUUUCUGAUACGCCAUUUACGGAACAUGAUGUAAAAAUGAGUGCUCGAAUAGGAGUACAACAACCACCUCAACAUAAUCCAUUUACAAUGAAUGAUUCUAUGGUUCUUCAACAACAACAGCACCAACAUUACCAAUACAGACAGUUGUAUUUAAAACAAAGAGAAAUAGCUAUACAAAAUGCAGUUCACCAAUUAUCUCAAUCUGAAAGAUGGAAUACUUUAUCACCUAUUGAACAACAACAGUUGAUUAUGCAUCACAUCCGUAAUGUUGAAGCAAACACAACCAUUCCUCCAAUUUAUGCCGCACCUAUUCUUCCUCAACCUCAACCCACUUUACACCCUUUGAAUCCACCUACUAAUAAUAAUAUUAUGGUAAUGUUAUCACAAAUGCAACAACAACAGCAGCAGCAACACCAACAUUUUAAUCAUCAGAUUGACCCGAAACAUAAUGUUCAUGGUAUUCCACCUUCUCAACCUAUCAACCAGCAACUGGAUCCAUUGCACUCGUUAGUACAAAGUAUGGGUGGCUUAAAAACAUCUACUCCGCCACCAGUAAAUAUUCCUCUCCAUCAUCAAAGUUCAAAUGUUAUUCGACCAAAUAGUACACAAUCAGAAAGCAAUCCUAUUUCAGAUUUAUUAAGACAAUUAGGUGCACCUCAAGAUAAACCUCUUAAGGUCGCCGAAACAAGUGUAUGGGGCAUAGAGUUUCCUGGUUCUGAUAAACAAAAAAUAAAUGGUCCAGUUGGAAUUGGUGGCUGGCAGUCGGUUCCUUCAGCUGAACAAUCUCAUCAAACACCUGGAGUUUUAUGGGGAUCUGGGGAAUAUACAAAGAUUAUUGGUGCUGAUCAUCAAGCUAUUGAAGAGGCUAUAAAAGAGGAAGCAAGACGAAGUGAUGAAGCAAGAAAAAAAGAAAUAAUGAAACAAAAUGAACAGUUAAGAAAACGAGAAGAAAUGAUGGAGAAAGAAUUGAAAAAAAAACACGAAUUUGAAAAGGCUAAAUUAGAAGAGGAAAAGAAAAAAGAAGAAGCACGUAAACAUAAAGAACACGAGAAAAAAAUAAGAGAAGAAGCAGAAAAGAAAAAAUUAGAAAAAAAGAGGCUUGAAGAAGAACAAGCAAAAAGACGUGACCAUGAAAAAAAAAUUAAAGAGGAGAAAGAAAGAAGACUGUUGGAAGAGAAAAAGAAAGAAGAAGAAAAACGAAUUCAUGAAGAAGAGAAAAAAAAAAGAGCUGAGAUAAAAAAGAAAGAAGAACAGAGAAAAAAGGAGGAACAAAAAAAGAAAGAGGAACAAAAACGUAAAGAUGAAACUAAAAAACAAGAUCAGAAAAAAAAAGAUGAUGAUCAAAAGAAAAAGCAAGAUUCCUCUAAACCAAAUCAUUCAGUUCCUAUUGUGACAGAGCCACAAAAAAAAAAGAAAAAAGAUCCUCAGACUGUUGCACAUAAUGGUGUAGAAACUGCUUCUGCGCCGUGGGCUGCAGCUGAUCAAAAGAAAGCAGUGCAGGUCAAGUCAAUGGCUGAGAUCCAAGCAGAAGAACAGAAACGUGAACAACUGAUGAAACAAAAAGAACGUGAACGAACAGAACGCGAGAUGUCUCUAAUAGCUAUGGAACAGGCCAAACAGGAAAAAGCCAGAGCUAAUGUCAAAAUGCAAUCAUGGUCAACUGUGAUAGCUAAAAAUGUUCCACAACCCCAGUCUGCGAGUAACAAUUCUGUAUGGGGGCCAGCUACCCAAUCUAAUAACGACAAACAGCCACUUACUCCAAAGCCUAGUAAAGUAUCAGCUACCACUAAUAACAAUAAAAGUAAUCUCAAAAGCAAUGUAAAAACAGCCAGUCAAGUUGCUCAGAACAGUGUGAUGAAAAAAGCAAUAGAAAAUCGUGGGGAAAAUAAUAACUGUAAUGAUGAAUUUAGUCAGUGGUGCUGUAAACAUCUUGCAACUAUUAACAAAAACACUAUUGAUAUUCCUACAUUUGUUACAUUCUUAAAGGAUGUUGAGUCUGAAUAUGAAGUAAAAGACUACAUUCAGAGUUAUCUGGGUGACAAUAAAGAAGUUCGAGAAUUUGUUAAACAAUUUUUUGAUAAAAGAUUAAAGAUUCAAAACAAACAAAAAGGUUCUGAUUUUGUUGAAAUGAAGAGUAAAAACAAAAAAAGAAAUAAAAUGGUCCCUCUAGAUAAUAAAGUUCUUGGUUUCAAUGUGGUCGCUUCGGAACGCAUCAAUGUCGGAGAACUAGACCUUGGUGAAUAGGGGUGAUCACUUAAGUGAUGACAUACCAACAAGUUGUUUUGUUCGUCAUCUUGGUUGUUUUUUAGGAACGAUUUAGGUCUUUGCGAAUUUAAAGAAACAAUUUUUAAUUGAGUAUUAAAUAUGUCCAUGUUUCUCGUUGAAAUUUUUUUUUUAUUGAUAAAUAUAUAUAUUUAAUUAAAUAAAUUUCUUUUUAUGAUCAUUUUUUUUUUUGUAAAUAGUAAAUAAUUAAUAAUAUUACUCUUGUUAAAUUUCUAGAUGAAUGUUGUCGUAUUUUUUGUACAGGUUAUUGCACAUAGGUGUUAAUAUUGAUAAUUACAUUGACUGUACAAAUGAUUUCCCUACCCCAUUUCCAAAUCGCCUUAAAUUAUUAAUUAUUAUAUUGUAUAUAAAGUAUAAUUACAAUAAUAAUUAUAAUUGAAUUGCAUAUAUAAUGCAUAUGAGCAUUUAUAUGUUAUAUAAUUACAAAUAAAUUAAAUUUUUUAUAAUAAAAAAAUUGUAUGUAUGAUUAUUAUUAUACACACCAAGAAAGAAUACCUAAAAUGUAUUUUGUAACUGAAUCAGCCAUUAAAAAAAUUAUUUUAUCGCCAA
Molecule: messenger RNA, 4648 nt
Organism: Adelges cooleyi (spruce gall adelgid)
Lineage: Eukaryota; Metazoa; Arthropoda; Insecta; Hemiptera; Adelgidae
Product: GRB10-interacting GYF protein 2-like
Exons: 23
Coding region: 206-4060 (1284 amino acids)
Molecular function (GO): protein binding
Source: RefSeq, a predicted model, not a curated record